Messenger RNA from Elaeis guineensis (African oil palm), 1066 nucleotides. Lineage: Eukaryota; Viridiplantae; Streptophyta; Magnoliopsida; Arecales; Arecaceae. The record is from RefSeq and is a predicted model, not a curated record.
GAAUGAUUCCAAUUCCAAACAACAAUGCCUCCAGAACAGUGGAUUCGACCCGGAGAUUUUUAGAGUUCCGAUGGGCCAUGCCGCGGUGGCGACGACGGCCGCGGGAGUGGCGCUGCUGCUGUACUGGGUGCUGAGACGGAGGAUGCCAGAGAAGGCGGGGGACAAAGGGAUGGAGACGAGGAAGAGUUUCUUCCGGCUGCCGGCCCAGCCGCCGGCGACGUGGUGGGGUGUGGUGGAGACGCUGGCAGAGACGGUGCGGUUCACGUACUCGGAGACGUUGGGCAAAUGGCCCGUCGGGGAUCUGGCGUUCGGCAUCAACUAUCUUAUGAGGCAGCAGGGUAAUCUACAAGUUGCAAGAGUGUAUGCUGGAAAUAAUUGCACAGAACUGAAAGGCCGUGAAGUUAUGGUGGAGUUGAUUCAUCUCUUAAGGUUGCUAAACCUUUGCAUGUGGUUCUCAAAGAAUCCAUUUCCAGUAUUCUUGGAGUAUGCUGGGUAUUCCCAAGAAGAUGUCCUUCUUCAAGAGCCUAAGGCAGGGCUUCUGAAGCCCUCAUUCGCAAUUUUACGUGAUAGAAAUUCCAAAUGUUUUCUUCUCUUAAUCCGAGGAACGCAUAGCAUUAAGGAUACACUGACAGCGGCAACGGGUGCAGUCGUUCCUUUUCACCAUUCAGUUUUACAUGAAGGCAUUGUCAGUAGUCCAGUCUUAGGCUAUGCACACUGUGGGAUGGUUGCUGCAGCUCGUUGGAUUGCAAAAUGUACCACCUCCACGCUCCUUAAGGCAGUUAAUGAAUAUCCAGAUUUCAAUAUCAAGAUCAUUGGGCAUUCACUUGGUGGUGGCACUGCUGCACUUUUAACAUAUAUUCUUCGGGAACAUAAAGAAUUCUCAUCAAGCACAUGUGUUACUUUUGCUCCAGGCAUGUAUCUACUGAACAUUAAAUCUUGUCUUGAUCUAAUGAAUAAAUAUAUGUCUCUUUGUCAAAUAAGGGAUUGUAGAAUUGGGACAAGGGUUGAUGGUUAUGGUUAUCUAAAAUUUUGUUCUUUUUCAGUUUGUGUAUCUGGCCUCUUUUAG